CGUCACGAGAUAGAAGAACAGAAAGAGAAACAGAGAUAGACAUUUGAUACAGAUUUUCCGAUCGCACAAUCAUCGACAUUCUUGACCAAUUUGAAGAUUCGGAAUCGCUGGUCCGGCGAGGGCUGGCUUCGUAGAUGCAAUCACGGCUCUAAUCAAAGCAAUCACCAGUAUUAAGAUUUCGAGAGGCAGCAGAGAAUGCAUGAGAGCCUUCACUAAUUCGCUGCUUGCAUGCCCUUCGUUUCACGGCGGUCGCGGUGCCCUACCAUCCGCCGGUGGGCAUCCAUCCGAUCUCACCUACCUUGCCGGCGGCGGUUGCUUCUGAAAACGACGACCGCCUGUGUUUCCCCUUCUGGGUUUUGAGUGUACUUCGUUUUUUAUUAAGAAGUAAUCAAUGGUUACGGUUAAGCAGCUUCAAGAUGGUAACUUUACGUCGCAAUUCCCUCCAUUUUCUCUGCAAGGUAUAAAAAUCCCCUUGUAUCGUUUUAGUAGCAAUUCGAUACUGGAUAAUGGUUGUGUUGGAGGCAUUUCGUGUGUGGUCGAAGAAGAAGGAGGAGAAGAAGGAGAAGAACAGAGUGUAUUGGAUUCUAUUCUUCUUGCGCAGUGGGAAGAUCGAAUGUGGAAAGGUCUGUUCAGAUACGAUGUGACAACAUCUGAAAUCAAGGUCAUCGGUGGCAGGAAGAAGUUUAUUGCUCAGUUUAACGAAGGAUGGAGUAGGGAUUUUAUUCCAAGGAUGGGCAAGAACAAGAAUUUCCGCCAAGAAGAUGCAUUCAAGUUUAGUUGGAUGGAGCGGCAGGAGGAGCUACUCUUUUGUGUUUCAAGCGGUGAAAAGUCGAACCCUGAGCUUGUUCUUUCAGCUGCCGUGCCUGAUUGUGCCUUAUUGAUUGCUAUCAAUGCAUCCCCCGUGGAAUAUGGUCAUGUCUUGUUGGUACCACAUGGCUCUAAAAUUAUUCACCAGUACCUCGAUAAAAGGUCAUUGGAACUUGUCCUGCGCAUUGCUGUUGAAAUAAAUAAUUGCUCUUUUCGCCUAUUCUAUGACUAUUCACCUAGUGCUUCUCCUUUAUAUUUCCAGGCUUGCUACCUUCAAAUCCCUUUGCCUAUUGAGUUCAUGCAUUUCGAUACAAUAUUUGGUGCUGGGAAAGAGGGGAUGCGCAUCUCUUGUGUUGCAGAUUACCCCAUUAAGACCCUCGUAUUCGAGAGCAACCACUUUAAUACUAUGAUGGAGGUUCUUGCUGAGAUAUGUUCGUGUUUUCAGCAAAAGCUCAUUCCAUACAAUCUGCUAAUAUCUGAUCAUGGCAAAAGGAUAUUCUUAUUUUUCCAGCUACAUACAUUAAAAGACUCUUGUACCCUUUCUGCUUGGGAGUGUGGGGGGUAUUUCUUGUUUAAAUCGAGGUCUGAAUUUGAUCAAGCUACUGAGCAGGCUCUGCUAAAACAGCUAAGUACCGUCUCCCUUGAUGACAAAGGUUUCCAAGCAGUGAAGUUGCUCUGUUGCAGCAUUGCGGGUAAGUUUGUAUGUUGAAUUUGGGAGCUGGAUUAUUGCCCGUGUUGCUAAAUAACGAAAAACAGAGUCGAUGAAAUUCUGUAUUCCGAUGAAAGUGUACAACUCUGUAAUCUGGGAUGAAAUGAAGUGUAUAUUUUUCUUAUUAAUGUAAAAUCUAUUGAUGUA
Molecule: messenger RNA, 1663 nt
Organism: Pyrus x bretschneideri (Chinese white pear)
Lineage: Eukaryota; Viridiplantae; Streptophyta; Magnoliopsida; Rosales; Rosaceae
Product: GDP-L-galactose phosphorylase 1
Exons: 7
Coding region: 392-1516 (374 amino acids)
Biological process (GO): glucose metabolic process
Cellular component (GO): cytoplasm
Molecular function (GO): GDP-D-glucose phosphorylase activity
Source: RefSeq, a predicted model, not a curated record